Drosophila obscura is the source of this 3794-nucleotide messenger RNA. RefSeq lists its product as uncharacterized. The record is from RefSeq and is a predicted model, not a curated record. Gene Ontology annotation, molecular function: zinc ion binding; nucleic acid binding. The transcript is spliced from 2 exons. Bases 254 to 1558 code for a protein of 434 amino acids. Lineage: Eukaryota; Metazoa; Arthropoda; Insecta; Diptera; Drosophilidae.
GCCAUUAAGCCCACUGUAAUCGUGUUCUCAGCACCAACACAUAUAGAGACACUCUCAAUGUAAAGAGAGCGCAAAGAAUACGAAGAAGAAAAGGAGAAGAAUAAAAUGAGAGCGAGAUCAGUUUUGGAUCGAGCAGAGACGAGAAAGCACGCGUUGUGAAUUGCUGCCCAGACUACAAUUUCAGAAGUGGUUCAGAAGCCCACUAAAGUUAGAACUCCCACUCAAUUAAAAGCUACUGACUAAAACAAUAAAAAUGGAUAAUCUCGACAUCAACAACUAUACACUUAUCGGAUUGAAGACUUGGUGUGCUCGAUUAAAUCUGCCCACAGAGGGUAGUAAGGCCAGCUUGAUUGCAAUGCUGAAUGAAAUUCCUGCAUUUGAGCGUGGACCUGGACCAAUAGUCGACAAUCAAGGCGCAAUUCCUAAACACAAAGAAAAUAACGAAAUCAACUACGCAUUAAAAGGCACUGGCGAAAUUUCUGGAGACUCCGACAACGGCACUGUACCCACAGCUUCAGCUAGCAGUGUAUCAGACAAGGACGGAUAUACUGACCUGCUCGUUGAGUUCGACGCACACAACGAAACGUUGAGGAAAGAAGAAACGCCGAUUGAAGCAAUAGUGCAGACCACAAAAAAGAUGUCGUUGGUAUUCGAAAAAGACAACAAAGAAGAAAUCGGAACAUUAAUAGAAGUUGGCAGCUCCAGCCCCACUCCGAUAAAUAGUAAUUUUGCAACACUAGAACAAACCAUCGAAAACCUGCAACACGAAAACGAACAGCUGCGCAAAAAAUCAGCUGUCCCAUUUAAUGUAAUAAAAGAAUGCGUUCCUGAGUUCAAUGGCGAAGGUGAUAUUGAUGUUUGGCUAACCUGCAUAAAAAAUGUUCAAGCCAUUUUCAAAGUUGAAGAUGACAUUAUGCGCUCACUCAUUUGCGCACGCAUUAAAGGCAAAGCCAGUGCUUGGUUCUUCGCAAACUACUCGCCUCUCUCCGCGGGCAUUGAUCAAAUUCUACAUCAACUUCGUGUCAUGUUUGGAAACAAGGACAACAUUCUGGAAACUCGUCGCAAGUUUGAACAACGAAAAUGGAUAUUUGAUGAAAAGUUCGUGGUGUACUAUCACGAAAAGUUGCUACUUGCCAAAGAUCUAAAUAUGAACGACGCUGAGACCAUACAAUACUUGAUUGAUGGAAUCCCGGAUCAACAGUUACGCAAUCAAGCAUUGCUUCAAUGUUUUGUCUCGACAGAGGCUAUGCUUAUGGCAUUCCAGCACCUGAACAGACCUCGUCCACCACCCACCAAGAUGCGUCCUUCCUUGGCUGACGUUAAGAACUACACAGGACCCAAGUCAGAUGUAAGCCAACCAGGGACCACAACUACAUCGUCACAGGCCAUGAAAUGUUACAAUUGCCAUAGCUUGGGCCAUUCCGCAGCCGAAUGCCGCAAGCCUGUACGCCCAGAUGGAGCCUGCUAUGCCUGUGGUGAAUACGGGCAUGUGGCCAGAGAUUGCAAGCUGUAUAAGAAGAACAUCAAAGAAACUAAAAACGAUUACAGUGCCUUCUAGACUCGGGAAGUCCGAUCUCAUUUGUUAAACAAUCAAUAGUUCCUGAAGGACUUAAAAUUCGUAACACUGAAGACCAUGAAGAUUAUGUUGGAAUAAAUAAUAGUAAAUUAGUCAUUUUUGGAAAAAUAUUUUGUAACAUUAUAACUUCAAAUAAAACUGUUAAUAUUGAAACAAUGGUCGUGAACAAUGAGUCUACAAGGUACAAUAUGGUACUAGGUAGAGAUUUCUUAGAGCUAUGCAACUUACAAUUAAUUUCAGUGAACGAUACUAAGACCAGAUUGAUCGAUGUAAAAUGGUAUGAUAACUGUGAACAGCCUGUAAGGGUAGGCAUCACAGAAACAACAAAGAGUAUAAGACAACGUAAAGUCUCAACAGAAGAGUCAAAAGUAGAGCCAAAAGUAGAGUCAAUAGUAGCGGAAGUAGUAGAGCCAAAAGUAGAGUCAAUAGUAGCGGAAAUAGUGGAGCCAAAAGAAAAAAUCAACGUAGCGAGCUAUCACAAAGUUAAGUCAAACAAUAAAAUUAAUAUUACAAAUUCAAAGCCAGAAGUAGUGAAAUCGAAUCCUUUUAAAAACAAUGUACAUAUACAAGGCAAAGAAAACAUAGACGUCAACGUAGAAGGCGAGCCAAACGAUUUUGAUAAAGAAAUGUUAGCCAUCAAUGUUGUGCAAGAAGGCAACGCUACUUUCAAGGUGGGGGAAGAAAUUAAUUAUAAAGUAAGAGAACAAUUCAAACGUAUCUUCGAAGAACAAUAUUUGCUAGCCAAUAGAUCACUAGAACCCAAAGUAAAAACUAUAAUGAAAAUCACGGUAGAGAGUAAUAAACCAUUCAAUUGUCCACCACGGAGAUUAUCAUACAUGGAAAAAACAGAAGUACAAAAAAUUCUAGAUGAAAACCUAGAAUUAGGUUAUAUACGUCCCAGCGAAUCAGAGUUCGUAUCACCAAUAGUUCUAAUUAAAAAGAAGACUGGUGAGCUAAGAUUAUGUGUAGAUUAUCGUAGGCUGAACAAAGUAACUAUAAAAGACAACUAUCCAAUCCCCCUGAUAGAUGAUCUGUUAGAAAGGUUAGCGAACAAGAAGUUAUUUUCCAAACUAGAUCUAAAAAAUGGGUUUCAUCAUGUAUUCAUGCAUGAGGAUUCUAUCAAAUACACCUCGUUUACAACGCCUUUAGGACAAUUUGAAUACACAAGAAUGCCAUUUGGGCUAAAGAAUGCAUCUCCUACGUUUCAAAGAUACAUAAAUAAAAUUUUUUCUGAUAUGGUCAAAGAUGGUAGAGUAAUCAUUUAUUUAGAUGACAUAAUGAUUGCUUCAGAAGAUAUCAACACCCACUUUAAGAUACUUAAAGAAGUUUUUAAAAGAGUAGUAGACAACAGUUUAAAUCUUCGACUUGAUAAAUGCGAAUUUUUGCAAUCGUCUGUAAACUAUCUAGGGUAUACAGUAACAGGAAAUGGCAUAUGUGCAAAUGAGACGGGCAUAGACGCCAUAAAUAGUUUCCCGGUACCCAAAAAAGUGCACGAAAUUCAAAGCUUCAUUGGUCUAUGUUCUUACUUUAGGAGGUUCAUCAAAGAUUUCGCAUUAAUAGCAAAGCCAUUAUAUGAUGCAACAAGAAAGGAUAAAAAAUUUGAGUUUGGAGAAGUAGAGAUAGAAGCAUUUCAAGCGCUAAAAAAUAAGCUGAUAGAAACUCCGAUUUUAGCAAUUUAUAAUCCACACGACGAAACCGAGCUGCACUGUGAUGCAAGCUCUUUAGGUUAUGGAGCCAUUCUUCUUCAAAGAAAGAAUGAUAGUAAAUUCCAUCCAAUAUUUUACUUCUCCAAGAGAACUACAGAUGUCGAGUCGAGAUAUCAUAGCUUCGAGCUAGAAACAUUAGCGAUCAUAAACGCACUCAAAAGAUUUCGUGUCUAUCUACAAGGUAUUAAAUUCAAAAUAGUGACCGACUGUAAUUCAUUAACAUUAACGUUAAAUAAAAAAGAGCUAAACCCUCGUAUAGCGAGAUGGGCACUCGAAUUGCAAAAUUAUGAUUUUGAUCUCGAACACAGAUCUGGAAAAAGGAUGCAGCAUGUAGAUGCACUCAGUCGUAACAAUAAUAUUUUAAUAUUAGAAACAAAUACUUUCGAAGAUAAUUUAAUAAUAUCACAAAGUAGAGAUGAAAAGUUAAGAAAAGUCAAAGACAUGUUAUUAGAAAGGGAAAAUGAAUAUUAUGAAAUGCGCAACGGUGUAAUUUAUAAAAAGCACAACGAAGG